UACUCUUAACGAUUACCACCGCUAAGAAGCAAAAGGAUAUGCUUGUGUGAGGACACAGAGAAAUGAGGUGUUAGGUCGUAGAAUGGAGUCUAGGUUGGUGCGUAACAAUGGUUGCAGAUUUUAGCGAAAAGAGAACAAGGUUGGAGCAUUGAGAUUCUUUUGCCACAUCUUUCUUUGAUUUUGUAAGCAGCAAUUCCCUCGAUCUGGUUGUUCAUAGACCUUUUGCCACUUGUUUGAUUGUUAGUUUUGGUGUCAUUGUUGAGUUAAUUGCAUAUUUUCCUGGAAGCCAUUGUUGCAAGUGGUCGGGCUUGAUUUCUUAAGCUACAGAUGGACGGAUAGAGUUGGAGCAGCAUCGUUAACCACUCACCCAACGAAAUACAAGAAACAGGAAAUUUUGGGUGGAACUAAAAGUCCCACGAUUUGCAGGCCUGGUGAGGAGAUAAAAUGAAAGGGGUGAAGUGGAAGCGUACAAUUCCGAAGGCAGAGGAGAGAGAGGAAGGAGACAAAGGAGGAGAAGGAGAUAAGGCGGGUAUGAAGCAGAAACUGCCACCCAAACCUAGAGGAAUCUCCCCCAUGGAAUUGGAUGGGAUGAUCUUUUUUCUGUGCUCAAUCCAAAAAGCAGCAAAGGGAAGCCAGACAAAUCCGGAUUACGAGCUCAAUUUCAUCCACUGAUUCUCAAUCUCUUUCCCUCCGUUUUCUUCCAUACAAUUUGCUCCCUCCCCCAGCGCCUCAACAGUGUGGGUAGAUCUUUUUUUAGGUUUUUCCUUUUCUUCUUUUAUGGGAUUUUGCACUGUUGCUGGCGUUGCGGAUUUUGGGGAUUGUGAUGCCACUUUUCUAACUGUCGUCUUCUUCCAAUUUGGUGGGCUCUCUCGUCAGCUACCACUGUCCACAAAACCCACCACCUCAACUAGCUAUUUCAAAAAGAAAAGAAAAAACAGCACGUCAUCUAGCUAUGUAAAAGAAGAGGGGGGAAAACACACUAGCAGCAGCCAAUCCGAUAAUCAUUUAGCAACAAAGGUGGAAAAAAAACACACUUACAAAGAAAUACACGAACAUACAAUUCAUUUCUAUGGGAAAAAAAACAUAAAAUUCUAUAGCAAGAAAUGGAUGGGCUAUACUUGUACACUGAAAUUAGGGGUAAAGAAGGGGUAUUCGGGUCAUUUUCCCAGCCCAUUUAAUAGUCACUUAACGAAAAAUUAGAAGGAAGGGUAAACUUGUUACGAUUUAAUAUUAGAGGGGUACGUUUGUGCAAAAAAUUAGUAGAGGGGUACGUUUGUUAAUUUGUCAAAGUAGAGAGAUAUAAAAUGCUAUUAACCCAUCUACAUAAGAAAAGAAAUUAAUAAUAUUUAUUAAAAAAUUAUUAAAAAAAAUAACUUCUUCCCUCUCUCCCGCCCCCUUCUUCCUUUCUUCCCUUGCACCCCAAUUCGGGGGUAAGCCAAAUAGUAAUUCUGCACCCCCGUUAUGCACCCCUACUGUUACAAAUUAUCCAAACGGGUGCAAAUGUGUUGGAAACUGUGUUUACCCCUCCCAAUUGCACUCUCUUCCCAUUUGCACCUCUUCCCAAACAUAGUGUUAAGGGAUUUCAUGUUGUUGAUGCCCAUAUCAUUGGUCAACGCCAUAUUCAUAGCGAAACUACAACUUCGUGUUAUUUCAUUUAAUGGAUUCUUAGUUUGUUUUAAGGCGCGCUUCCUCACUAGACAAAGUGACUCGGUUCGUGGCAUUGUUGUAGCAUAGUUGGAAGGUCGGUAAUUGGGUGGUGUUUGAAUUUAAACACGUUCGCAUUUCAGUGCUUGAGUGACAGUUGUGAAGGUCCAUGAUGGUGCUUCCCACCAAGGAUGCUGGUAGCUCUACAGGGGUGGGUUAGGGCCAACCGAUCCAGGACAAGAAUUUCGUUUUGAUGCCUGGGAUUGUGUGUUCGUAUGAUGGGGCCCUAAGUAGGGAUCCUCAUGCGAGAUAGGGAUGGCUAUUGAUGUGAGCCUCCAAAGCAACGAGAUCAAAAUCCCUAGCCACAGACAUUAAUUCUCCGACCGUGGAACAGAAGGAUAGACCAGGAUUGGAACAUAAGAGUUCCCUGGUUAAGGACGUCAAUUUAACGACCAUGGAACAGAAGGACAAAUUGGGGAAUAACCUCUUACGGGUUAAAAUUACCUUUUUCAAUUAGGACUCCUUUUCCUUUAUGUGUUUUACUUAGUUAAUUUUCACUGGACUAUUUAAAGGGCUUAGACUCGAGUUUUCAGGAAGAUUUUAUGAAUUGAAAACUUUACUCUUAUUCAUUGAGCUUUUGACUUGUGAAUUGUUAUUUGUAUCAAUCGAGGACUCCCCUUGAUUGUGGUCGAGCGUAUACCUUAUAUUGAUAGAGCCUUCUCCCAGGUAUGAAAUUGCAUUUCAAUUCCGCCUUGUCCCUAGCCCCAAUUCUUGUUCUUGGUUGCACGACUUUGAAAACUACGAGUACUGGUCCCGCGCUCGUAUCAGGUGGUAUCAGAGCUCUAGUUCAACACAGAGGCAAGAACGAAGGCGAGAGGACUUAUUUCUUCUCGUACGAGUUCCAAAGACCCCAUAGCCAACUGCGAGGCAGAGGAAGAAAUCUCAUUCGAAGAGCAAACUAUGGUGUCAAACCUUGCAGACGCCAUGAAAUAGAUUGCAAUGCAUAUGGCUUAGACGAGAGCUUUGUUUCAAACCCCAAUUCUUGUUCUUGGUUGCACGACUUUGAAAACUACGAGUACUGGUCCCGCGCUCGUAUCAGGUGGUAUCAGAGCUCUAGUUCAACACAGUGGCAAGAACGAAGGCGAGAGGACCUAUUUCUUCUCGUACGAGUUCCAAAGACCCCAUAGCCAACUGCGAGGCAGAGGAAGAUUCUUUGUCAGAGGAAGAAAUCUCAUUCGAAGAGCAAACUAUGGUGUCAAACCUUGCAGACGCCAUGAAAUAGCUUGCAAUGCAUAUGGCUUAGACGAGAGCUUUGUUUCAAACCCAGCAGGACGCUACAAAAUCUUAGCUUGUUGAAACCACAAGCAUCUGGAUACCCUAAUCACCAGGAUGGAAAUGAAACUAAUGGGUAAUCCACUAGAGAAUACACUAGUUGUAGCAGCUCAGAAUGGAGCUGAGAAUCGAGAGGGCCCAAGAGCAGAAUGAGCUCAAAAUUAUCAAGCUUUUUCUGAAACCCCAGACUGGCAGAUGUAGAGACGUCAACAAACAGGGCAUCAUCAUCAGGUAAUCACCUAGUGUAACCUCCAUUUAAUGAUUACGAAGAUGGUUACCAUGAUUAUGGUCGAAGACCACCAGAAAUAGAAGGGUAUGGCGUUGAUUUGUUUUGAGGAAUCAAACUGGUAAUUCCUCCAUUUCAAGGGAUCAACAGUGCUUCAAUUUACCUUGAUUGGGAGAGGAAGAUGGUUUUAUUCUUUCAGUGCAAUCCUUACCAAGAGAAUUGGAAAGUCCUACUAGCUACCUAUGAAUUUUCAGAUUAUGCGGUAACUUGGUGGGAACAAGUCCAACUUUGGCGAAGAAUAAAUGUGCAGCCUUUCAUUUCUACUUGGGAAGAACUGAGAGGCCCAAUGCGUGAUCGAUUCGUGCUUCCUUUCUAUCAUAGAGAACUUUAUGAUUCCUUGCAGGGAAUUCGCAAAGAAGCACGCUCUAUUGAUGAAUACUUCAAAGAGCUUGAGUCUCUCUUUAUGAGGGAAAACGUGAGGGAGGACAAGGAAGCAAAGAUUACUCGAUUUUUACAUGGACUCAACCGAGAAAUCAGGCAGGAAGUCGAGCUUCCUUAGUUUGUGGAGUUGGAGGAAGUGGUUCAUUUAGCAAUGAAGGUGGAGAGGAACCUGAAAGUCAGCUUUGGAAGAAGGUACACACCUUAAAAGCAUGCAUCCAAGAUUACUUCAGAAACUGAGUCCCAACUUACCAGGAAAGAAGGAGCUAAGGUUGUGUGGAGGAACACGACCCCUAUCAUUCAAGCCAAACCUGAAGGAUCAGCUGGAAGCAUCCAAUGCUUCAAAUGUCCGGGACGAGGUAACAAAGCAAAUCAGUGCCCCAACAAAAAGCUCUUGUUCUACGAGAUGGAGAAUACUUUUCUAAGGAGGAGGAGGAAGGAAGCCAAUUGGGACGGGGAUCGAUUCUAAUGAUGAUGAUGUUGAUGAGCAUAUCACUACUGAAAUCCCUCCAACUGGUAAGUUUCUUAGAAUCAAUUGAAGAGUGAUAUCCCUUGAAGCUCUAACUUACCAAGAACAACGAGAUAAUCUGUUUCAUACCCGUUAUCUUAAGGAUGGAAAGUUGUUGUUUGUGGUAAUCGAGGGUGGUAGCUGCACCAAUGUCGUGAGUCUUGAUGUAGUCAAGAAGCUGGGAUUGAAUACCAUUAAGCAUCCACCACCUUAUGACUCGACUCUAACUACACAUUUCCAAUCGACGACCAAGUAUAACCGACGAUCGGGUGUAGCAUAAGGUAAGCAAGCAAUAAAAUUUAUCUAACCAGGAGGAUCUAGGCUUACUUUACUUCGGGUUUAGGUUUCAUUAUCUAGCCAACCUAGAAUAGUGAUUAAGAAGACUAAACUAACUGACUUAAUUAACCACUAUAUUAGCUAAUUACAAGUUUUUGGAGCUCUCUUAGCUUGAAUCCCCCUAGUUAUAUCAUUUGGAACGAUGUUGAGUACCAUUCUAGCUCGAUCAACUCACUACCCUACCGUUAUGAGAUCGACUCACUCGGGAUUGAUUAGGAAGUAGGAACGACAAAGUGAUGGAUGGGUAGGUGCUCUAUUCAACCUAAGGAUUCAUAUACCGUUAGGAGGUACAUCGAAUAAACUCCCUCAGGGAUUACCCGUACAACAUAUGAUAGGAGUGACCCGAAGACGCCAAAAGUGGGCUCUUAGGGGAUUUUCUCCCUCCUAGGUCAAAAUCUCAAUUGACAUUAAGAACUUAUACAAUUUAUGAAAAACAUCCAUCAAAUAGAUAAUAAACACAAUCAAAUAUAAGAUUUAUCACAUACAUCAACAUUAAUUCAAAUAUAGACCUAGAUUUCAU
Linum trigynum is the source of this 5004-nucleotide messenger RNA. NCBI's taxonomy places the organism in Eukaryota, Viridiplantae, Streptophyta, Magnoliopsida, Malpighiales, Linaceae. The record is from the annotation of a GenBank genome assembly.